AUGGGCGUCAUUCAAAUUUCGUACGACUUUAUCUUGAGAUUUUUCAAGAUUUUCGGUCUCGUGCCCAAUAAAAUCGACUUUCCGCGGAUGCCGAUGUCGCGUGCUUAUGCAACAACUGUCGUGAGUGCUCUUUUUUUCUACUGGGCUGUGUUGCUCUUGUCUUUUUGGGUUCCUCACGGGAAGACAAGCAACACAAUUUCGAUAAUUUCGAAUUGGAUUCAGCUUUUAGUGAAUGCGAUAACGUUAACAAUCGCUUUGGUUUAUCCCGUUAUCGCGUCGGAAAUCGUACCAAAAAUUCGCGAUUUAUUUCUGCAUUUUGAUCGAAAAGCCGAAGAAUUGGGAGUUGGAUGCAAUUUUCAACGAAUUUCGAAUAUUGUCGGUUUGGUCAUUUGUGCGCUCGUGAUGUUCAAUUCCUACAUGCUUUGUUACGAUUUGUACGUGACGUACUUCCUGAGCGCCGUCAGCGAUUUGUGGUACUGGCUUUUGACAUUUUUACCGCUUUUCGUUUAUUCCUUCGCUGUUUGCGGGGCACUUUGUGUCCUUUUGCUCCUUCGUUUCCGCUUCAAGACGCUGAAUCAGCUGCUGGCACGCGAAGUCAAGGGAAAAGCUUUUACGGGAAAAAUUGACGUUUUGGAAGUUGGCGACGUGAAACCUCGCAGCAAAUUGACGAAUAUUUUUUACUUGAUGCACGAUUUGUACGACCUUUCGAAGCUAAUUGGGCAGUAUUAUGGGCCGGUAUUUUUGACAGUUUUUACGGCAAUUUUUAUCGUGACAACGAUCCAAAUUUACUACAUUUAUACCUUUUUUUAUUCGUACGAUACGGGAAAUGAGAUGCUCGUUUGGUCCAUUUUGCUUUGCUCGAAUAUCGUUUUUUUGAAUAUUGUCAUGGUUUUUUCCAUUACGUCGGUUUGUGAGUCGAUCUCGAAUCAGAGCAAGAGAGCCAUUGAUACAAUUUCGAAGCUCAAGAUUAAUGGAACUGUUUCUUGCGGACCUGAGGAAGUUCAAAAGAUCGCAAGUGCUUUCAACUGCACAACUUCUUACGUGACAUUCACUGCAAGCGGUUUCUUCGCCAUCAAUUACUCGAUGCUUUGUUCUAUGAUUGGCGGAAUUACAACUUACCUGAUCAUUUACAUUCAAUUCUAUGCGUUAUAUGGCAAAGAAGGCGGUGAAACGCAAGCAUCUCGCAAUCAUGACGGUGCGACACCAAUAGGCUCUAACACUAAUGAAGGAAAUGGUCCCGAAGUUCAGAAAAUUACAAAUGCGUUUCAUUGUGCUACAAAUCACAUUGCUUUCUCAGCAAAUGGAUUCUUCAACAUCAAUUAUUCAAUGUUGUGUUCUAUGAUUGGCGGCAUCACAACUUACCUGAUUAUCUACAUUCAAUUCUACUCCGUUUUUGGCAACAAGCCUGAUGAGUUGGAAGAUAAUUUGGAGAAGGCAAAUGCGGAUAUCACACGAUUCACAAAAUCGACAUAA
Molecule: messenger RNA, 1473 nt
Organism: Culicoides brevitarsis
Lineage: Eukaryota; Metazoa; Arthropoda; Insecta; Diptera; Ceratopogonidae
Product: gustatory and pheromone receptor 32a-like
Exons: 5
Coding region: 1-1473 (490 amino acids)
Biological process (GO): chemosensory behavior; sensory perception of taste; male courtship behavior
Cellular component (GO): axon; membrane; dendrite
Molecular function (GO): sweet taste receptor activity
Source: RefSeq, a predicted model, not a curated record